This is a messenger RNA of Aspergillus oryzae RIB40, 420 nucleotides long. RefSeq lists its product as uncharacterized. The transcript has a single exon. The record is from RefSeq and is a predicted model, not a curated record. NCBI's taxonomy places the organism in Eukaryota, Fungi, Ascomycota, Eurotiomycetes, Eurotiales, Aspergillaceae. Bases 1 to 420 code for a protein of 139 amino acids.
AUGGACGGGGAAGAAGUGAAGGAACUACUAGAGGAGCUCGUUCAGAGCUUUAGGAUGUACUACACCGAUCUUUACCGCGAAGUGACUAGUAUAGAAGAGCAGGAAAGAAUCCGUGACCGGUCAACCAGAGCAUGGAGCACACUGAAUUCACUGUUUAGAGAUCAGCCGGAGCUCACACACGAGUUUCUUUCCGAUCAGGCUGACGGUGCAUUGUCUGGAAUAUUGGAACGGCUUAAAGACUGGGCAGCUCAAUCAUGUACGCGACGCCCCGGGGGUGCAGCGCUUCAGCAUACUAUUAUUCCGGGUAAUGUCCAAGAAUGCAGAUCUCAUCUUGAUAUGCUUACAAUGGAUCCGCGUGGUGAGAGUGAGGUUGCCAUCUGGCCCUUCAUUAAACUGAUUAGGUAUGUGCAAUUUGUGUAG